Callithrix jacchus (white-tufted-ear marmoset) is the source of this 3826-nucleotide messenger RNA. Its product is annotated as putative inactive beta-glucuronidase protein GUSBP11. Lineage: Eukaryota; Metazoa; Chordata; Mammalia; Primates; Cebidae. The record is from RefSeq and is a predicted model, not a curated record.
AGCCUGGCUUCCGGGCCGGCGGCGGCCUGAGCGGCUGGUGUGUGGUUGCGCGCUGGCGCUGCAGGGCGGGAUACUGUGCCCCAGGGAGAGCGCAUCGCGGAAGCGCAAAGAGUUGGGCGGAUUCUGGAGCUUCCGCGCCGACGACCGGCGCCAGGGCUUCCAGGAGCAGUGGUAGCGGCCGCUGCUGCGUCUGGCCCCACCCUGGACAUGCAGGUUUUCUCCAGCUUCAAGAACAUCUUGCAGGACUGGCGGCUAUGGCAUUUUGUCGGCUGGGUGUGGUACAAACGCGAAGUGACCCUGCCGGAGUGGUGGACCCAGGACCUGCACACGAGAGUGGUGCUGAGGAUUGGCAGUGCCCACUCCUAUGCCAUUGUGCCACCAGGGAUCAUCCACUACAUGACCGACACCUGCAAGUGGGUACCACCCUGCCUCCACCACAUGCCCCCACCUUCCCGCCUCACCCCGUGGUCUUCCUACUCCUACGGACAGGUUUGCCUUCGCAGACUGGAGGGGCCUGGUAUCUGGGGAGGCCACAGACAUGUGAGCUGAGGUUAAAGGACCCACAGCAAGGGUCCAGCAAACCACAAUUCUCCCACCCUGGAUAUCCCAACGGUUACUUUGUCCACAACGUAGACUUUGACUUCAGCUCAGCGGGACUGCAGCAGUCUGUGCUUCUGUUCACGACACCCACCACCUGCAUCGAUGACAUCGCCAUCACCAACAGCAUGGAGCAAGACAGUGGCGAGGGCUUCUGGUUCCCAUCCACCUACAAAGCUAAAAUCCAGACUGUCGGAGCAGGCACUGGCUCCCGAAAUCACCUGUGUGGUUGACCUCGUUUGGUGAAGAGUGGUCUUGCCUAAGGUCACACAGCUCAGGAUGGCAAUCCUGUCCCUUCCCCAUGGAGCUGCCCUCAUUCCAGCUCCUCUUGGUACACAUCAUGCUCAAGGAACGGGCAGCUUACCAGCAUUGCUGCCACCUGCUAUAGGUGACUGAGAAGUGGGCCCAGGGCACUUUGAGACUCAACCCCAAUGAGGAGGACAUCCACACAGCCAGCGAGCGCUGUCUGAAGGUGGUCAUGGACCUUAGACUAUGGAUGCGGCAGACCUGCUCUGUGCUCUCCUGCCCCCUCUGUGAGCUCAUCAGGACCAUGGUGGAUCCGACAGAGGCUAGUGAAGACUUGUUCACAGAUUAGCAUCAGUCUGAAGUACAUAGAAACCAUUGCUCUGGCCAGUGCUUCUCAUCCACACAGAUAAAAUAAUAAUAUUUGUAAGCACUCUGAGGUCAAAGGGUGAGGACGCUCAUCGCCAAAGACAGCAGUCUGACCAUCCCAAGAAUCUGCCUCGCCACCCCAAAGAGAAGACCUUUCAUAUUUCCACACAUCUGGAAUCCAUACCUUUUGCAAAGCUCUGUAUUAUAAAACCAACCCAGUCUAUGAUACAUGGAUUCUUGUUAGUGUCCAUCUCAGAAGUGUGCCUUUUCCUUACGUUGAAUUACGACUACAUCUUCCUCUGGGGACUGUAGCCUUUUGUCUUCUAAGUGCAGUAAUGCCGAAACAACUUAUGAGGACAAAGACCAAAUUGUUUUCAAGCCCCAUGAAGCAUUUCAAAAGUUCUAGUCACAUCUAAAUUUUUCCUCUUUUUUUUGAGAUGGAGUCUUGCUCUGUUGCCCAGGCUGGAGUGUAGUGGUGCAAUCUUGGCUCACUGCAACCUCUGCCUCCCAGGUUCAAGUAAUUCUGCCUCAGCCUCCCAAGUAGCUGGGAUUACAGGUACCUGACACCAUGCCUGGCUAAUUUUUUUGUAUUUUUAGUAGAGAUGUGGUUUUACCAUGUUGGCCAGGCUGGUUUCAAACUCCUAAUCUCAAAUGAUCCGCCUGUCUCGGCCUCCCAAAGUGCUGGUAUUACAGGUGUGAGCCAACAUACCUGGAUCACAUCUAAUUUUUUAGAUGUGAUCACGCCUGUAAUCCCAGCACUUUGGGAGGCCAAGGUGGGUGGAUCACGAGGUCAAGAGAUCAAGACCAUCCUGGUCAACAUGGUGAAACCCCGUCUCUACUAAAAAUACAAAAAAUUAGCGGGGCAUGGUGGUGCGUGCCUGUAAUCCCGGCUAUUCGGGAGGCUGAGGCAGGAGAAUUGCCUGAACCCAGGAGGCGGAGGUUGCAGUGAGCCGAGAUUGCGCCAUUGCACUCCAGCGUGGGUAACAACAGCGAAACUCCGUCUCAAAAAAAAAAAAUUAUAAAUUAUAUGCUAGGUAUAAUAUUAAUUUUUUAUUUGCCCAAUAAAAUAAGGCCUAUGCACUAUGCUGCCUAUCUGAUUUUAGUUGUGACUAUGUGUUUUGCUUUGGCCAAUGAAAUGUGAGAAGUUACUUGUGUCACUUUCAUGCUGAAUCUCCUAUUUUCCUUUGUCGUAGCAACCAGUAUUUUUCCAGUUAGCUGCUCCAUCAACCUGGGUCUUGGAGUAGGAACCACUGUAUUGCAGCAACCAACUCCCCAUGGACAAGCAGCCAGAGUGAGAAAUAAACCGAGGCUGUUUCAAGCUACUGAAAUUUGGGAGUUGCUUGUUAGUGUAACAUAACCUAGCCUAUUUGACUAAUAAAGCAGUCUUUCAUUUGACUACAUGUUAUGGAGAUCCCAGGUUUCAAUGCAAUUGAAGACAUUGGAAAAGUAUUAUCUUUGAAAUAGCACAGAGGUACCAAAUAAUUACUCUGUACUGAGAGAAAAACAUGUAUGGUCUGUGGAAUUAAUAUCAGCUUACAGGGCAAUUAAGUUGUUAAUUAUUCAUGGAAUCAUAGAUGUUCAGAGCUUGAGGGAUCUUGGAGAUGACCAAGCCUAAUACUUGAUUCAACACAUAGCUCCCCUAUACACCAUAGCCAGAGGGGGGUCUUCUAGGGUCUUAUUGGAAACCCUCAUGGAUAGACAGCUUAUGCCACAUGAGGCAUUGUGCUCCAUUUCCUGGCAACCCUGUUUAAAUAUGCUUUUUUUUUUUUGAGAGGGAGUUUUGCUGUUGUUACCCAGACUGGAGUGCAAUGGCGCGAUCUCGGCUCACCGCAACCUCCGCCUUCUGGGUUCAAGCAAUUCUCCUGCCUCAGCCUCCCAAGUAGCUGGAACUACAGGCACGCACCACCAUGCCCAGCUAAUUUUUGUAUUUUUAGUAGAGACGGGGUUUCACCUUGUUGACCAGGAUGGUCUUGAUCUCUUGACUUCGUGAUCCACCCACCUCGGCCUCCCAAAGUGCUGGGAUUAUAGGUGUGAGCCACCGCGCCUGGCCUUAAAUAUGCUUUUUUGUAUAGCAAGUUGACUUCUUUCUUCCUCUUAUUGCAAUGCAUUGGUUAUGGGAGCAAACUUAACUCUUCAUGCUAUAAAGCCCUAAUAUGCCACCUUCUCAUUGUACAGUAUUCCUCAAUGUCAUUCAGACCACUGUCUUUUCCAGUCAUUGACCUGGGGUCCACCUGUAAGUCUGGUAGACCAUUCUUCAGUCAAAUAAAAAAGACUCUUCCAGCCAGGCGCAGUGGCUCACGCCUGUAAUCCCAGCACUUUGGGAGGCCAAGGCGGGCGGAUCACCUGAGGACCGGAGUUCGAGAACAACCUGAUAAACAUGGGGAAACCCCUUCUCUACUAAAAAUACAAAAAGUAGACAGGUGUGGUGGUGUGCACCUGUAAUCCCAGCUACUUGGAAGACUGAGGCAAGAGAAUUGCUUGAACCUGGGAGACGGAGGUUGCGGUCGGCCGAGAUUCCAUCAUUUCACUCCAGCCUGGGAAAUAAGUGCGAAACUUCGUCUCAAAAAAAAAAAAAAAGACUCUGCAUUUGGCAUGCAUUAUUCUCUACUCCCCACCU